GUGGCAGGGACGGAAGCCGAGAAGGCACGCCGCUGACCCAAAACCGUGGGAGUGGGAGCCGCGGGGUCGUAGGGAUGAUCCCCCCACAGGAGGCGUCCGCCCGGCGGCGGGAAAUCGAGGACAAACUGAAGCAGGAGGAGGAGACGCUGUCCUUCAUCCGAGACAGCCUGGAGAAGAGCGACCAGCUCACCAAGAACAUGGUGUCCAUCUUGUCAUCCUUUGAGAGCCGCCUGAUGAAGCUGGAGAACUCCAUCAUCCCUGUGCACAAGCAGACAGAGAACCUGCAGCGGCUGCAGGAGAACGUUGAGAAGACUCUGUCCUGCCUGGACCACGUCAUCAGCUACUACCAUGUGGCCAGUGACACAGAGAAGAUCAUCAGGGAGGGCCCCACAGGUAGGCUGGAAGAGUACCUGGCGAGCAUGGCCAAGAUUCAGAAGGCUGUGGAGUAUUUCCAGGACAACAGCCCAGACAGCCCAGAGCUCAACAAAGUGAAGCUGCUGUUUGAGCGUGGGAAGGAGUCUCUGGAGUCCGAGUUCCGCAGCCUGAUGACCCGGCACAGCAAGGUCGUCUCCCCUGUGCUCGUCCUGGAUCUGAUCAGCAGCGAGGAGGAGCUGGAGGUCCAGGAGGAGGUGCCCCUGGAGCACCUGCCUGAGGGUGUGCUCCUGGACGUGGUCCGCAUCUCCCGCUGGCUGGUGGAAUACGGGCGCAACCAAGAUUUCAUGAACGUCUACUACCAGAUCCGCUCCAGCCAGCUGGACCGCUCCAUCAGGGGCCUGAGGGAGCAUUUCCGGAAGAGCAGUUCUGCCUCUGGGGUCCCCUACUCCCCAGCCAUCCCCAACAAGAGGAAAGACACGCCCACCAAGAAGCCCAUCAAGCGGCCAGGGACGAUCCGUAAGGCUCAGAACCUUCUGAAACAGUAUUCCCAGCAUGGUCUAGAUGGGAAAAAGGGGGGCUCUAACCUCAUUCCUCUGGAAGGUCACGAGCAUGAUUUCCGAGUUAAGCACCUGUCCGAGGCCCCGAACGACAAGCACGGGCCGCUGGCCGGGAGAGACGACAUGCUGGACGUGGAGACCGAUGCCUACAUUCACUGCAUAAGCGCCUUCGUCAAGCUGGCCCAGAGCGAGUACCAGCUGCUGAUGGAGGUCAUCCCUGAGCACCACCAGAAAAAGACCUUUGACUCCCUGAUACAGGACGCACUGGAUGGGCUGAUGCUGGAGGGGGAGAACAUCGUGUCUGCCGCCCGGAAAGCCAUCGCGAGACACGACUUCUCCGCGGUGCUCACCGUCUUCCCCGUCCUGCGGCACCUCAAGCAGACCAAGCCCGAGGUUGACCAGGUGCUCCAGGGCACAGCCGCCAGUACCAAGAACAAGCUGCCCAGCCUCAUCGCCUCCAUGGAGACCGUGGGCGCCAAAGCACUGGAGGACUUCGCUGACAACAUCAAGAAUGACCCGGACAAAGAGUACAACAUGCCCAAGGACGGCACCGUGCAUGAGCUCACAAGCAACGCCAUCCUCUUCCUGCAGCAGCUCCUGGACUUCCAGGAGACGGCGGGCGCCAUGUUGGCCUCCCAAGUUCUUGGGGACACAUACAAUAUUCCUUUAGACCCCCGAGAGACCAGCUCUUCGGCCACCAGCUACAACUCGGAGUUCAGCAAGCGCCUCCUGAGCACCUAUAUCUGUAAAGUCCUGGGCAACCUGCAGCUGAACUUGCUGAGCAAGUCCAAGGUGUACGAGGACCCGGCUCUGAGCGCCAUCUUCCUACACAACAACUACAACUACAUCCUCAAGGCCCUGGAGAAGUCUGAGCUGAUCCAGCUGGUGGCCGUGACCCAGAAGACUGCCGAGCGCUCCUACCGUGAGCACAUUGAGCAGCAGAUCCAGACCUACCAGCGCAGUUGGCUAAAGGUGACUGACUACAUCUCCGAAAAGAAUCUACCUGUAUUCCAACCGGGAGUCAAGCUCCGGGACAAGGAGCGGCAGAUGAUCAAGGAGCGAUUUAAGGGCUUCAACGACGGCCUUGAAGAACUGUGCAAGACCCAGAAAGCCUGGGCCAUUCCUGACACAGAGCAGAGGGACAGGAUCCGCCAAGCUCAGAAACACAUCGUCAAGGAGACCUACGGGGCCUUUCUGCACAGGUAUAGCAGCGUGCCCUUCACCAAGAACCCCGAGAAGUACAUCAAGUACCGCGUGGAGCAGGUGGGCGACAUGAUCGACCGCCUCUUUGACACGUCUGCUUGAGGCUGCUCCCGUCCCUGCCCGGUUGCCCAGACCAACUUGCUACCAGACACAUAAACCAAUGUUAACUUGC
Molecule: messenger RNA, 2307 nt
Organism: Artibeus jamaicensis (Jamaican fruit-eating bat)
Lineage: Eukaryota; Metazoa; Chordata; Mammalia; Chiroptera; Phyllostomidae
Gene: EXOC7
Product: exocyst complex component 7
Exons: 21
Coding region: 75-2237 (720 amino acids)
Biological process (GO): exocytosis
Cellular component (GO): exocyst
Molecular function (GO): phosphatidylinositol-4,5-bisphosphate binding
Source: RefSeq, a predicted model, not a curated record